AUGGGAUUCAGACACUGGGUGAGACGUGGGACGGGCCAGGCUCUAUGGACCUUCCUGUGUGAGGUCGUGUGUGAGGACCUGUGUCAGCCAGACGACCCUCCGUUUGUUCUCCAGGAACAGAAGGGGUUACUGGUCCAUGCUCUGGCUGUCCUGUCCGUCCUGUAUGCGUGUCAGGACCAGGAAGCAGAGCACAGCGAAGCAGACACGCUUUUGCCUCUAGUUGGGAGCAUGUUGAGGGUGCUGCAGUACCAUAGAGAGGUCAGUUCAGGACCCGGACAGAAGGAGAAGAAGGAUGGACAGGAGGAGGAGGAGGAGAAGGUGGAUGAGCAGCUCCAGGCUCUGAUCCAGACAACGGUCGAGUUCCUCUCUGACAUCAUCACUGACCUCACCAAGGAUGCGGUGUGUGAGUUGGUGACGAGAGGUUACCUGACAGAAAAGACGUGUGUGCCAGCAGUAGGCUCUAUGCUCCCCCAGUUCAGCCCUGCCGUACACCACCUGGUCUUCAUGUUGUCAUAACCAAGCCUACGUCAC
Molecule: messenger RNA, 531 nt
Organism: Oncorhynchus keta (chum salmon)
Lineage: Eukaryota; Metazoa; Chordata; Actinopteri; Salmoniformes; Salmonidae
Gene: saal1
Product: serum amyloid A-like 1
Exons: 5
Coding region: 1-516 (171 amino acids)
Source: RefSeq, a predicted model, not a curated record